Periconia digitata is the source of this 1197-nucleotide messenger RNA. NCBI's taxonomy places the organism in Eukaryota, Fungi, Ascomycota, Dothideomycetes, Pleosporales, Periconiaceae. The record is from the annotation of a GenBank genome assembly.
CCCUCUUCCACCUUUCCUCCCCUUAGGGCUUGCCCGCAAGUCUCCCCUCCUUCAUUCCUUUCUUCUUCGUUUCUUUCCGUUUCAAAUAUGAGGGUCACAUUCGACAGGCGGAUCAUCACCGCUGCAAUAACCGCCGUUAUCCUCGUAAUUCUCCUGACAGGCAGCUUCCACGAGCCUACAUACAACGCCAUCAAAAACAAGACCGGCUUCGGCAAGGUCGCAGUCCAACAAAACCCGGCCCCUCCAAUCAAUCCCAAUAAUGCCACUGGAUUCGACGAGCAGGGCAACGAGAAGCUGGCCUAUGCCGUGCUACUAUCCGGCACUGUAGAUUCCGCUCAAGGAGACGAUCUCGAAAACGACAAGUAUUUCGUCGCCACCCGCAUAUUGCUCUGGCAGCUCCUUCAUGUCCCAGAGUCCCGCACCAAAUUCGAUGUCGUAGUUCUGGUAACUCCUACGGUGUCCCAGUCGCGUCGCGACCGUCUUGAGAAAGACGGCGCCAAAAUCAUUCUCGUUGAUAUGGUCAAGACGGCCUCCUGGAUCAAGCCCGGAGAACACCAAUGGGACGACUUGAUGACCAAGUUCCGUGCCUGGCAAUUGACACAGUACAACCGCGUGCUCAUGUUCGACGGCGACUCCAUGGUCCGGAAGAAUAUGGACAAGAUCUUUGACGAACCUCUCGCGCAGAUCCAGUCGUCGCUCAAGAUUCCAGGAGUUCAGCCCAUGGAAGGUCAGCCGAUGUGGCCCGACGAGUACCUUUUCGCCGGCGGAUCCGAAGUAUGGGACAGCAACCACAAAUUCCCACCCUUCCACGGCGGUGGCCUGAAGCGCGAGGGCGUCAUGAACGCAGGCUUCAUCAUCCUGCAUCCCGACGAGAAGAUGUUCGACUACCUCGUUUCCUUCAUCGACAUCAAAGAUUCGUUCGAUCCGACUUACAACGAGCAAAGCUUGCUCAAUAAAGCGUUCGAGUGGGAGGGCCCCAUGCCCUGGAAGGAGGUCGGAUACACCUGGAACAUGCGCUGCCCCAACGAGAACGAUUUCGAGCACGGUCUGCCGAGCAUGCACGAGAAGUGGUGGAAGCAGCCAUAUAUCUACGACAACCAAAAGGUCAAGGACUGGCUUUUGGCGCAGAGGUGGGAGAUGAAGGGUUGGUACGCUGGCCGAGAGGCGACAACAGAGAGCAACUCGUUGUCGACAUGA